UGAGAAAGAGAGAUUUUGAAAAAAACAUUAUGAAAAGUAAUAUAACUUGUAUUAUACUUGUAGUAUUAUAACUUGGUAACAUUUUUAAAUUCAACAGAUUGUCUUGUCUGAAAGUCCAUUUGUUAAAUGUGUGGUGCUCCGUAUUUCAACCAUGGUACAAAAGCCUGUGGAAACCAGUCUGUUAGUCUGAACUGAAGCUCUUUUUGAAACUACAAACACUAAAAGUUUGUAGUUUUCCCUUGCAGCCUCAUUUUGCUGGCUGACCCUGAUCAGAUUAUUUAAAAAAUCAACUGAAGCCCUUUUUAUUUUCCUAGACUUUCAUACCAUAAUCUUAUACUUGUUUUAUUCUUUCUAUAAUUUAAGGUUGAUUUUUUUAUUGUACAACAACACACCAUUCUUACCAUCAGUUCAGGUCCACAGUUUUUACACUGCAGUGUUCUCACAGAACAAUCCUAUCCAGGUCAGAGUAAUGCUCCAAUUCUUCCCUGCAUUUUUGCUUCUUGUCAUGUGAUCAUAUUUGUCUUCCUGAGUUAUACUUGCUGUAUAUCACAGCAGCACAGCUUGCUAUAUCAUCUCACUGAUUGUGAUACUAAACAGACAGCUUCCAUCAUUCUCUCCAGUCCACUUCCUGCAGUAAUCUGCAGUCUGGACCUCGUGAGCUAUCUGACACUUGCUGAUCUGUCCGUCCUAAAGAACAACAUGGUGCUCUCUUCAGUAAUCGUGUUUCAAAUGUGCUGUUGGCAGACUUUCUGAUAUAGACCUGAUAAUCACCAUGUUGUCUCUUGGGUGUGUCCAUGUCGGCGAGCGCAGUAGAGUAGAAAUAGGCAUUGAUAGACGGAGGAAAAGACGACAGGACUUCAUUCAGGGUUCCAUAUGUACAGUCAGGACUCUGUAUCCAGGCUUGCUGCUGUUCCCAGAGGACAUGAUGCCACUGUGUGGGCCUCUGUCAGAUGCCUGAUGUUUCACACCAUGACCAUGACCUCAGUCCUGCCUGGCCUUCUGUUGCUUUUGAUGUUACCAGUAUAUGGUCAGCUAGUGGGAGCAAAGAAGUCAGAAGAGGCUGAAGAGCAAAGUUCCCGCCUGCGGGGCCUCUGGAAGCUGCACUUUAAGGCAUCCAGGCUGAAAGGAAAAGGAUCAAGCUCUAGCCCAGCCAACGAAGUGGCCAAACAGCUUCUGCUCUACUGCCGGGCCGGAAUUGGCUACCACCUUCAGAUCCUGCCCAAUGGCUCAGUGGGAGGAGUCCAUAGACCGACUCCAUACUGCUGGCUGAAGCUGUUUGCUGUGAGGCGUGGAGUGGUAGGAAUCAGAGGGUUGAAGAGUGGCUUGUACCUGUGUAUGAGUGGGCAAGGACUGGCAUAUGGAGAGGAGCCGUUUUCUGACAACUGUCUGUUCAAGGAAAACGUAGAAGAAAAUCACUACACCACCUACUCUUCUCUGUCCCACCCGGGCAACUACCUGGCACUUUCCCACAGAGGACAGCUCAGGAGGGGCAACAGUGUGGGCCCAAAUCAGUCCUGUGCUCAUUUCUUACCAAGGAGAACGUGACGUCUGUCCAUUAGCUUUCCCAAGCUCCUGAAACCUAUGACAAAGUUGAUGCUUGUUAUUGAUUAACAUCCCUGGGUUUUUAGAUAAGCUAUAUUCUACACAUCACUCUGCUCUCAAGCAUCUCCUCUGACUUCUCACCCAUUUCUGCACUGAGUUCAAAAUUUUCUUGUCAACUUUCAAAGCCAUCCUUAUGUUACUCGUCUCUUUCACAUUUAAACACCGUCUCACAUCCUUCAUUCCUCUUUUGACUCACUUCUCUGUACGCCACGUGCCCGGGGCCGUCCACCAACCCGGGUCUACCCACCAACUGAAUCUCUGAGCAACAUCAUCGCUGAACAUUUUCAAAUGUCUUCACAAAACCCAUCUGUUCAGAUUAGCAUAUCCCACUUCACUGUCACAACAUAAACACUUGUUUGUAUUUUAUAUGUCUUUCUAGCACUUUUUAACCUUUGUUUGUGAUAUGUUGUUUUUAUUUUAUUAAUGUAAAAUGACCUAGAAAAUCUUGAAAGGUGCUUGUAAAUAAAAUAGAUUGUUAUUAUUGUUGUCGUUUUAUUUAGAUAAUCAAAAUCAGCAGGACAUGCCACUGGAAUAGUAAGGAUUCUUUGCGACUCUUUUAUGCAAAUAUGUUAAAAACUCCAUAGUUUUAACAUUGUCCUAAUAGGCUUUUGGGACGAAAGUGAAAGAAUCUCUUCCUGCACCAUGUAACUUUUUUGUUUUCAUAUCUGUUAAAAAAUUCACUAUGCCCUGAAAAUAGAAGAUGAAAAAGCAUCAAGUCCCUCUGCAUCUUCCCUGUGCCCCUAAUAGCAUUUAGAAAAAUACACAGCUCCCGAACCAAAACAGCCAAUCAGAGCUAGGAGGCGUCUUUGCCCUGUCGUUUACGGUUGUGUAUGCACAGUGCGCACCAGUCGUUCUAGCGGAAGCUAGCAGUGUGCUGCUGCUGCUAAAGGCGGAGAAAAAAAUCUACCUUUCAGGGAAAUGCCUAAUUUCUGGAGUAGUGCUGGGUCCAAAAACCAAGACAGGUAAACAAAAGAAGACCCACGACUCAAGGCAAGCAAAAAAGAGAAUUAGAACCCGAAAUGAGACGAGGGUAAAUAUCGGAGGAGCGCUUCAGGGAGAUAAUGCUAUCAAAGAAUUCAAAAUUGAUCCAGAGUUACAGACUGUGAACUCAUUGUUUGAGAUGGAGAUUUUAACACACAGACUGAGGACACAGGAAGAGGAAUGCCAGGACAAAUGGGAAAAAUGGACAAACGUCACAUCAAUAUUACCGGACUGAUUUUGGAUAUAAAGGGUCCCCUUGUGUUAUUUAAUUAAGAGACUCCCCCUAGUGUGCAGUUUUU
Messenger RNA from Poecilia reticulata (guppy), 2882 nucleotides. Its product is annotated as fibroblast growth factor 4A-like. The record is from RefSeq and is a predicted model, not a curated record. Gene Ontology annotation, molecular function: growth factor activity. Lineage: Eukaryota; Metazoa; Chordata; Actinopteri; Cyprinodontiformes; Poeciliidae.